Messenger RNA from Myripristis murdjan (pinecone soldierfish), 6750 nucleotides. RefSeq names its product SLIT and NTRK-like family, member 5b (gene slitrk5b). The record is from RefSeq and is a predicted model, not a curated record. Lineage: Eukaryota; Metazoa; Chordata; Actinopteri; Holocentriformes; Holocentridae. Gene Ontology annotation, molecular function: protein binding. The transcript is spliced from 2 exons. Gene Ontology annotation, biological process: axonogenesis; positive regulation of synapse assembly. The coding region runs from base 226 to 2820 and encodes 864 amino acids.
UAAAAGAGAAGCAUUUGGCAGAUAUGGUCGAUCAGCAUUUCUUUCAUCCUCUUUGGUGCAUUAGAAACGGCGAACUUGCUUGCACUGAAUAGAUAUUUCAUACGUUUGACGGAUUAAAAUGAAAGCUACGUUGAGAUACUUAACGAGCAUGCAUCUUCAUCAGUGUGCAUGAGAUGACAUUGGAUACCUUAGCAGGACAGUGAGCUUGGCCAGCAGUACAAGAAAAUGCUACUCUGGAUUUCAUACAUUUUGUUAAGUGCAACCUCUGUGUGCACUGUUGAGAUGUUUGACAGCUAUGGAGAAAUAUGUCAGAGACUGUGUGCCUGUGAGGAAAGAGAGGGAAUACUCACAGUGAGUUGUGAAAACAGAGGAAUUGUAAGUCUCUCUGACAUAAACCCAGUGUAUUACCCACAAUAUCAUCUACUGCUCACAGGGAAUCUUUUGAAAAAGCUAUCUGCCAAUGAUUUUGCCGAGUACAAUGGACUUACAAUAUUACAUCUGGGCAAUAAUGACAUAUCUGACGUUGAAUCAGGAGCAUUUAAUGGACUCCAGGGAUUAAAACGAUUACAUCUCAACAAUAACAAAAUCGAUGCCUUGAAGGAAGAGUUUUUCUUUGGCCUUGAAAGUCUGGAAUAUCUACAGAUUGAUUAUAAUUACAUCACUCACGUGGCGCCAAAUGCCUUCAGCAAGCUUCGUCAUCUGGAGGUCCUGAUUCUAAAUGACAACUUAAUAUCCGCUCUGCCUGUGAACAUUUUCCAGAAUGUCCCAUUGACUCACUUGGACUUACGGGGGAAUCAGCUUAAGGUGCUUCCCUAUUCAGGUCUGUUGGAGCACAUGGGCAGCGUGGUGGAGUUACAACUAGAGGAGAAUCCGUGGAACUGCUCAUGUGAGCUGAUUGCUCUGAAAACCUGGCUCGAGAGCAUAUCUUACACAGCUCUAGUUGGUGAUGUUGUUUGUGAGUUCCCUUUUCGGCUCCAUGGGAGAGAUCUUGAUGAGGUUUCAAAACAAGAGCUGUGCCCUAGGAGAGCCAUCGCUGAAUAUGAGAUGCCACCCCUGCCACAUUUGAGCACCGAUGCAUACUAUAGGACCACACCAGCUCUAGUCACAUCUUCCUUCACCUCAUCUGGGAUUGCACGGUCCUCAUCAAGGCCCACCAAGGGACCUCGCCAGUCAGGCAAAUUAAAGUCAAGACCCACUGCUCGUAUCCCUUCUAAUAAACCACAAAAUUAUGGUCAAAUUAUUUCAUAUCAGACCAAAUCCCCUGUGCCUUUGGAUUGCCCAACUGCCUGCACAUGCAAUCUUCAAAUUUCAGACCUUGGCCUGAAUGUCAAUUGCCAAGAGCGGAAGAUUGAGCGCAUCUCUGACUUAAAUCCCAAACCUUACAAUCCCAAAAAGAUGUAUCUCACAGGGAAUUAUAUCCCUGUGGUGCGAAGAUCAGAUUUUAUUGACGCAACUGGAUUAGAUUUGCUUCAUCUUGGUAACAAUCGUAUAGCUCACAUACAUGAAAGAGCUUUUGGUGACUUGACACAUUUACGAAGACUAUACCUGAAUGGGAAUUUGAUAGACCGUCUUACAAUAGAUAUAUUUUAUGGAUUGGAGAGCCUACAGUUCCUAUAUUUAGAAUACAACGUCAUCAAAGAAAUAGCCCCUGACACCUUCCACCAUGUACCCAACCUUCAGCUUCUUUUCCUGAACAAUAACCUCUUAAAAACUUUACCAGAGGGAAUAUUUAUUGGCCUGACGUUGGCCAGACUAAAUCUUCGUAAUAAUCAUCUCCGAUAUCUGCCCAUCAGAGGUGUGUUAGAUCAGCUUACGACACUGGUGCAAGUAGAUUUGUUCGAGAAUCCCUGGGAUUGCUCCUGUACCAUCCUGGACUUGAAGAUGUGGCUGGAGCAGCUUAGCACAGGCACAGUUGUAAACAAUGUCAUCUGUGGCUCGCCUAAGAGGCUGGCUGGGGAAGAUAUGAGAUACAUUAAGACAGCUAAUUUCUGCCCUAAUAACUCUGAUAUACUUGCCUCCGUGGUCCCACCCUCGGAAGAAUCAUUCCCUGGCAGCACUAUCACCAUAGAAACAUCCUUGGAUUCUGACACACAAUAUAGUGCUGUUCCUCUAUCUGUGUUGAUUCUAGCCCUCCUGCUGAUGUUCAUUGUGUCAGUGUUUGUGGCCGCGGGAUUGUUCGUGGCUAUGAAAAAGAGACGUCAAAAGGCUCAAAAUGAGCAGAAUAACUCCAUGAAUGCUUGCAUCAGCUCUCUGAACAUGGAAUAUGGUCUUUACAAGAAGGGGUCCAUUCCCAAAGUCAGAACGUCUGCUGGGCAUGUAUAUGAGUACAUCCCACCUCCCACAGAACCUGCAUGCAGAACGACUGGCCCAACAGAGAAAUCAACAGAUGGAUAUAGAGAUUUUGAUGAGCUGAACGGGGCUUUCCUGGGCAACUCAGAUGAAGAAGCAGCCAGUAAUGUAAUUAGCUCUGAAUAUAGUGUAACUACUUCAGAGCCCCCCAACAAGUCCUCCUCCCCUUAUCAAGAUGAUCAGUAUUACUACAGAGAUGUGUUAGAUCCAGACAAACACACGCGCUACAGCAAUACCUUACCAUGCAGGCAUCAAGCCCAUUCAUCUAGUCAGUAUACCUCAGACUUUGAUAUGAGACAUCAAUACGUGCACCCAGAGAGAAUACAACAGACAAUACUCUAUUGUACAGCACCAAGUACUGUUUACGUUGAGCCCAACAGGAGCGAAUACUGGGAACUCAAGGCCAAACUACAUAUUGAUCCAGAUUACCUUGAAGUUCUCGAGAAGCGUACAACAUUUACACAGUUUUGAGUAACUUGACCUCCAGAAGGUCAGCGUGGAUGCGGUGGCACAACGCACCUGUAUUGAAAAUGACUAGAAAUCAAUCAGGAAUCAGUCCAUGUUUUAAACAAUAGGUAAAACUCUUUAUCACCUUUUCUGAGCACAGUCCAUUGUAAGCUAUGCUUUCCUUGGUAUUUUGCUUUACAGGAUUGAAUAUUAAUGUGGAAUACUGUUUAGUUUAAGGAUUUAUCACAAAGUGUGCAUCAUGAGUCCCAAAUGCAUGUCACAAAGUUUUGGUAUUUAUAAGACCUUACAACUUGCGCCCAUACUUGAGAGUACUAUCCAAUAAGUCACUUGAUUGUGAGAACCAAAGAAAAGUAAUUCAGGUCUACUCAUAAUGAAUGCAAAUACACCAAACUUUGACAUUCAGAACUCUAUAAACCCCAUGCCAAGCAUUAUGCUGUGAUUUAGGUAGUUGUGUUGGUUUCCAAUUCAGUGAGUUUGAUCCCUUUCUUGAGAAACUAUUUGUGAUAAUCACAGAGCUCUCGUCCCCACAGGAGUCAUAGUUACUAAGCAACCUAUACUGUUUUGCAGACAGCUCACACGUCCUCUGUCAAUGCUACUACCAUUUGAAUCAAUGUAUGUGAUUCAGAAAUUACAAGCACUCUGGCUGGUGUAGAAGUACUCUUGAAUCUGAUGGAAUUUAUGUGUUCUCUCAGCAAUUUUGAUGAUAACGACGUAAUACGUUAUAUGCCGUUCAUAUAAUUUGUUAAAAUCACCAACAUGCGCUAUACUAAAUUAUAUAAGCAAAGUUGUCCUGCAAUAAUAAUCCUGUCUGAAUAAGGCUAUGUUCCCUCUUGAUGGGAUAAAAUUCCCCAGGUCCUGAAAUAAAAGUGACCAAUUACCAGACCUCCCCUGGGAAUACUAAUACUGUCUGAAAAGGGGCAAAUCUGGGGACAUUUCUGUGGACAGCGCCAAAUCUGGGGACUGUCUCCGGAAAACAGGGACAUCUCGUCACCCUAAGCUAAUGUCCGCGAGUAUUUAUUUAUUUAUUAUUUUCAUUCAGUAUAACACGUUUUUGUGCUUUUGAGUAAUUGUGGUGUGCUGACUGUGGCCAUCAGAAGGAUUAUGUAUGCAUUCUGGGAAAGGAUGGGAAACCCGCUUUGCACAGGGUUUUAUAUGAUGUCACACUGUCUGAGCAAGGAUGGUUUCAUGAAAGGUUAAACCACAGCGUGCACCCAACAAUUGGUGAUUUAGAGAAGUCAUCAUAACCUUGUGAGGUCUCACAAGUUGAUUUAUAGCCAUGUGCGGUCAUGCCUCUGCAAAGCUUGUGUAUCACUGGUAGAUUUUGUUGCGAUUUAGGAAUAGAAUGGAACUGAAUGAAGUUUGAGUGUAGAAAACACCGUGGGAUAUUAAGGCUAAUUUGCAUGCAAUCACAUAUAGUUGUAAUCACAAGUUUAAAGUUAAAGCCCGGUAUGUUUUUAGCAUUCACAGUCAAAUUACUCCUUACAACUAGAAUUCUCAUGUAUGUCUGCAAACUUCAUGCACCUGUAAAUACUUGAAACUCACAUUGUGACAUGCAUUUUUGAUUUAUGAUGCACACUUAGCAACUUGCUUUAUUUUAGUUGAGAUAUAUAAGAAUAUAUAGUUUCAAUCAUUUCUUUUGGUUACAAUUCUUCUUAGUGCAAUGGCAAUACUGAGUAAUAUUAAGCUCAAUAUACAGAAAUGGGAAAUUUAGCUAAAAACCUUUGAAUUGAAAAAAUCUGGUGGCCUCAGGCCCAUAUAAUACAUACUUUAAAUGCUUAUUUUUAUACAAACAAAUUAUGAACACUAAUUUCUGGCAGUUGUCAUUCUUUUUUGUUUAUUUUGUUUAUUUGCACACAAAAUGCACUAUUGACUAUUACAGGUCAAAAAUAUGAUGUCACUUUCUUAAUUGUACAGUGUGUUAACCAAUGUGCAUAUAGCCAUAGGUUUGAUAAUUGUAUACAUAAAAGUACCACAUCUAAAAAUGUAAAAGUUUUAAAACAUUGUUGCACUAUGCAUAGAUAUAGCCAGAUAUGUGGUUCAGAGUAUACUUUGACAAUCUGUACAUAAUGUCCUACCCCUCAGUCCCUCAUCCAUCAACACCACAGUUCACUCCCAGAUUCUCAGAAAUUAGAGAUUUGUAAUUAUCAUAUAUGAGACACAUCAACUCAACCCUUACUCUGCAUUUAACACACAUGAAUAUUCAGAGGAGAAGCAUUUUUGAGCAUUCAUUUUUCUAAAAGUUCAUAUAUUUUUAACGACACGUUUUCACUCAGUCCAUUUUUUACAGGUGGGAUUGCAGUGAAAAGCACGGUCUCAUUUAUUUGACAUUGUCUCAUCUGUUUGGUGCACAACUACGUGAAUGCCUGCAAUUUGACUGUAAUUAACCAGCCUGUUUUUCCAUGCAUCUUUUUAUGGAGGGAAUGAAGGGUAGCGAAACAAAUGUGUACAAGUCUGCAAAGCCCAAGUUAGUCGUCUGAGAAGCACAACAAACGAAUGCAAUUUUUGAAUGCCUGGGUAGAGUUGUCUUUAUGCAUAAAAAUGUUUGAGGAUGUUCUGUGUGCUAAAGAAACCUAAGCUUAUCAUCCAAAAAUAAUGCAGUCUAAGCCAUUUCGGGGUCAAUAGUGUAGGCAAAGAAGUGACUUUCCCUCAGUGUUAAUACAUAAAGUAAAAUCACAACAUAUGCAGUAUUAUGCACUGACUCUGUCAUCUUAACUCAGCUAAUUAGAGGACAUGGUGUAUCUGGACCUUGUCUGCAUGUCACCAUGUAUUACACCAUAGCAUUAUUCAUGUUGUUUUCAAGGGUGAAACUGUUUGGUUUCUGUUCUUCUGACUGUGACAGGUUUAGAAACACUUUAGCGUUUUAUGUUUCUUGAUCUGUCUUGUUACUUACAAGCUGGAAAUACAUAAGAACAAGUCUAUAACGUGAAGCAUGAUGUAAACCUGGUGUCUACACUGAAGAUGCUACAAGUAGGAUUUUGUCAUUGAUAUAUUGCUGUGAAGCUGUGACAGCACUGGAAAGAUAAAAGAUCAUACAUAUGGACACUCAUGCACACUACAGUGUCUAUAAUUUGGUUAACUGUAUGAGUUCUUAACUUGAUUAUCUGUAAUAUGAUGGGAGAAAAUGCUUUGUACACUUAAUUAUAUGACCCACAUGACCAGAUGGAUACAAUUUUCAUCACAUGCAGCAGAGAGAGUAAAAAAGAAACACAUCAUCAACCAUGAUAUUUACCAAUACAAAACAGCUCACAAUCCCUGCACACUCGGUAUACAAUAUAACACCUUUUUUUUUUUUUUUAAUCACAAUUAAUUUGAUGAUAUUAUAUUCAGAUGAAAUUCUACUCAGAUCACCUUUAACUUUUUUAUGAAUUGCCAUAAACUUUGAAUUUGUCAUAAACUGAUUUGUAAGCAUCGCAACAACCAUGGUUACCGCUCAAAGGCAACUGUGUCAUGGAUACACAAUAUUUACUGUAUAUAUCACACAUUUGUAAUAUGUUGUUUUUCUCUCAGCUUUUCUUAAUCAAAUUUUACCAAAUGCACAUGUUUUCACAUUCAAGGGUAUGAAUACUGGGAACCCAAAAACAUGUUGAGAUGCAAUGUGACUGUCUUUUGUAUUCUGUGCAGAUGUUUACUUUGCAAAGCAGAGAUUCAGUCAGUGUUAUUAUUAUUACAGUUAUUAUAAUUAUUAUUAUUAUUGUCAUUACAAUUGCUGCUUUGUUUGGUUUUCAUAUGAAACGGUGAUUUUUAAUGUCAACCCCAGCUUUGUAAAUAGAACGCUUCAUCAGCAUUUUCAUGCCAAUGUGCUGCAGCUCUUGAGUGCAAAAACCUGGACUCUUUAUUGCAACAACACAGUGCAACUAGGAGGAUGUGAGGUAAAUGUAUCUGAAAUGUGCUGUUUCUUCAGUUGUUAGCUAAUGAAUAAAAUAUGUGCAUUCA